CCUGUGCUCUCGAGAUAUUUCUGAGAAGGAUUUUCAGGGCUUUUCUUUGGUUGUGUUUUACAUCUCAAUAAGUUUAGUAAAGUCCUAAGCGUCACACGACUGAAAUAUGUGAAAAGAUAACAAAAAGAACAACAGCUUUACAUUAUCAAAUCUUAUCUGUGAUUGACAGAAAGGUUUCCUUUAGUUGUGCAUUGGCGACUUUUUGACAUUUGAUAUGAUUAUUUGUACUUUCAAUGUCAUUAUUUUUUAAUAUGGAAAAAUAGUAAGUAUACCUUGAGUUAGGAUACUUUGUCCAUCAUGGUAUUUAUUUAAUUUUCCUCUUUUGAGUGAAUAUACAAACACUGACAUACGUGCGUUUCGAGGAAGAGGAAGAAGAGGAAGAAGAAGAAGCAUUAGAAGAAGAAGAUUAACCUUUAUUUUGUUUGUUUCCAGCCUCAAGACAUUAGUGCAUUGUGUGCUGCUGAAGCAUCACAAUGUAAAACGUCUUGAAUGAAUCCCUGGAAUAGCACUAAACUUGAAAUAAGUAAAUAGUUGAGGCAGUUGCUCGGGGUUAAAAUAACACGAGUGAACUGCUGCUUAAGCAAAGUCACAUCCUGUCCCUCUUUUGUUUUUCCUCAACUCUCGCUGCGCUCCGCCUCCAGUGUUUACGGCAGUGGAUCAACUCCCGUUUCUCAGCUGAUAUGACAUCCAUCCCCCGGCAGCCUGCUGCACCAGACCGCCGGGCUACAGCCCACCGCUCACUUCACCGUUAGCAGUGCAGCAUCAGUGAACCAACCUAAAGGAUGUUAGACAACGAAGAGUUCAUGCUGGAGAACUCCCCGCGGGAGCUGACCCAGAACCCGCUGAGGAAGAUCUGGAUGCCGUGCAGGAGCGCGCACAUCGCGCAGAGAGGCGUGUGCAUGACAAACUGCCCGACCCUCAUCGUAACGGUUGGACUUCCAGCUCGAGGGAAGACCUACAUCUCAAAGAAGCUCACACGCUACUUGAACUGGAUAGGUGUGCCAACUAAAGAGUUCAACGUUGGCCAGUACCGGAGGGAGUGUCUGAAGAUCUACAAGUCCUUUGAGUUCUUCCGGCCAGAUAACGAGGAGGGGUUGAAAAUCAGACGUCAGUGUGCGUUAGCUGCACUCAACGAUGUCCGGCAGUACCUGAGUGUGGAAGGAGGACAGGUGGCGGUGUUUGAUGCCACAAAUACAACAAGAGAACGAAGAGGGACCAUCGUCAAGUUUGCUGAGCAGAAUGGCUUUAAGGUGUUCUUUGUGGAGUCUGUGUGUGAAGACCCAGAUGUCAUUGCACAAAAUAUAGUGCAAGUUAAGUUGGACAGCCCAGAUUACAUAGACUGCAACACAGAGGAGGCCAUUGAGGACUUCAUGAAGAGGAUCAAGUGCUACGAGUCGUCCUACCAGCCUCUGGACGAGGUUCUGGACAGGGAUCUCUCCUACAUAAAGAUCAUCGACGUGGGCUGUCGUUUCCUGGUGAACCGCGUCCUUGACCACGUCCAAAGCAGGAUCGUCUACUACCUGAUGAACAUCCACAUCACGCCACGCUCCAUCUACCUGUGCCGCCACGGGGAGAGCGACCUGAACAUCAAGGGCCGGAUCGGAGGAGACUCUGCUCUGUCUGCCAGAGGAAAAGAGUAUGCCAAAUGUCUGAGGAAGUUCAUCCAGGAACAGAACAUCACAGAUCUGAAAGUGUGGACGAGCCAGAUGAAGAGGACCAUCCAGACGGCGGAGAGCCUGGGAGUGCCGUACGAACAGUGGAAGUCUCUCAACGAAAUAGAUGCUGGUGUGUGUGAGGAAAUGAUGUACGAGGAGAUCCAGGAGCAUUACCCUCUGGAGUUUGCACUGAGAGACCAAGACAAGUACCGCUACCGCUAUCCCAAAGGAGAGUCUUAUGAAGACCUGGUGCAGCGCCUGGAGCCUGUGAUCAUGGAGCUGGAGAGGCAGGAGAACGUUCUGGUGGUUUGUCACCAGGCCGUCAUGCGGUGUCUUCUUGCAUAUUUCCUGGACAAGACUGCAGACGAGUUGCCUUAUCUCAAGUGCCCUUUGCACACGGUGUUGAAGUUGACCCCCAUGGCCUACGGAUGUAAAGUGGAGUCUGUGUAUUUAGGCGUGGACUCGGUGAACACACACAGAGACAGACCCGAGGUAGGUAUCACAGGCAGCUCUCAGAAAUGUCUCUCAGCAGAAGACCACUUGAGUCCCCUUCAGGUGUGACUCGCUUCACUGCGUUUUCCACACAGCUCCUCGGGGACCGGGGACGCAAAGGGGAGAAUGUCACGCAGUAAACACGUCACCUGUAGACGCCGUGUGUGACUUUCAUCAUUACUGGAGAAGCACAUUGUAUGUCUUACAUCAUUUUAAGUCUGCAUCUCCCACCUGAAGCAGUCAGUGCGGACCCUCCUCUCUCUGAGAACGCACAUCUUUCACACAUGGCAGAGGACCCAUGUCCCGAUGCACCGGUGUUUCCUGACAGAACGACAACUGCGACACAGAAUGACCAUUGACGCUCCUACCUCCAUCCUGCCAGCAGUGACCUUUUCUCAUCUCAUGUUUGUCCUUUGUGAUGGGUAUUUGUUCUCAUGUCUUUUUCUGUAUUGGCCCUAAGAGGUCAACACACUGCUACUUAAGAAAAUGCAUGAAAUAAGAGAAAACGCUGCAAAGUACAACCAAAUACAGAAACUGUCAAUCACAUAGAUGUCAAACUGUUAUAUUCGCUUAACAGAAAGACUCUUUAGAAUUGAAUAUACAAAAAGUAAUCCGUAGUCCAACAGCAGACAUCUGAAAUAAUAAUUCAACCAUAUAAUCAGAAUGUAAAAACAAAACUUUAAUUUUCCAACAACACUGACUCCACAGCUAGCUGUUCUUCUGUUGUGUCCUGACUUGCAACAUGUUUGUUUUUUUCUAUUAAAUGCUGCAAAUGUGGUGUCAGACUGGUGAAGAUUUUCCUCCAUUUCUUCAUUCCUUCACUAGCUGCAGUGUGUUGAGUUCUCGGGGCCUACAUUUUUCAUCUCAGUACAUAACUGGAAUCCAGUUUCAGGAGGAAUCCCUCGGCUGUGUGUAUUUGUACAUCUAUAUUUGUGAGGACCAGUUUGACUCCGACCUCUGGAGCGACGACAUAUUUUAGACUUUUGGUGGUGUUUAAAGUGCUGAUUAAGGGUGGGGGCUAGGGAAUUAGCUGCCUCACAAGUAUAGAGGUGUGUGUGUGUGAUGAAUAGUGAAUGAAGGAGAGAACAUAAGAACAUUACAUACAUAUCAUUUCUUAAAAUACAAUUUCACCCUGUUUUUUUUGUAUGUUUGCCGGUUUGCAUUAAAGCCUGUUUUUUGUACACUUCCCCUUUACAUAAUUUUCUUCUGCACAUGAAUUAUUUUCUUACUUUGUCUGUUUACUGCCUAAAUGUGAAGGGUUAAUCUGCAAUGCCCACCAAAAUGAAAUGCUAAACUUAAAUAAAGAUAAUUGACAGUUUCAACCAUUUGUUUGAGCACGCACAUGCUUAAAUGAUUUAUCAUGAAAUGUAACGUUUUUGUUUUGGUUGUGAAGAUUAUUGUAAAUAUAAAAGUCCAAAAUGGAAAAAA
This is a messenger RNA of Trematomus bernacchii (emerald rockcod), 3575 nucleotides long. RefSeq names its product 6-phosphofructo-2-kinase/fructose-2,6-biphosphatase 4b (gene pfkfb4b). Gene Ontology annotation, molecular function: ATP binding; 6-phosphofructo-2-kinase activity; fructose-2,6-bisphosphate 2-phosphatase activity. The transcript has 13 exons. Gene Ontology annotation, biological process: fructose 2,6-bisphosphate metabolic process; fructose metabolic process. NCBI's taxonomy places the organism in Eukaryota, Metazoa, Chordata, Actinopteri, Perciformes, Nototheniidae. Gene Ontology annotation, cellular component: cytosol. Bases 783 to 2216 code for a protein of 477 amino acids. The record is from RefSeq and is a predicted model, not a curated record.